Paramecium primaurelia is the source of this 1424-nucleotide messenger RNA. Lineage: Eukaryota; Ciliophora; Oligohymenophorea; Peniculida; Parameciidae. The record is from the annotation of a GenBank genome assembly.
AUGCUUAUACUUUUUAUUUUAUUUGCAUAAAGUCUUGAAAAGCUAACAUUAAUUUAACCUGAAAGCCUUAUUGAUAAAUUGGGAUCAGAAAUUAAAUAUGGCCUAGCUCAUUUUGGGUAUUAUUUAAUAAAUAAAUAGUGAUAUGCCAUGGGGUUAUAGGAUGAUUGGUACACUAAUACCUACAUAUCCCAUUCUUGGAUGUGAUUCCAUUUUACCUUCCAAAGAACAUGAAUUCAUCUUUAUUGAAAGAGGAGAAUGUACUUUUGUUACUAAAGUGAGGAAUGCUCAAAAUGCUGGAUAUAAAUUAGUUAUAAUUGGAGAUAAUAUUAAUGAAGACAUUGAUAAUACUUUUUCUAUGCUUAAUGAUGGAUCAGGAUCUUCUAUUAAUAUACCUUCCAUCAUUAUAGGUAGCAAAUGGACAAAUGAAUUUAAAGACAUAUUUACUAAUUAUGCUGGUAAUUCAGAACACACUAUUAAAUUACUUAUGAAAUUUGAUGUAAUAAAAUAAAGGAAUGUUAAUGUUUUAUUCUCUAUUGAUUUAUUAAAUAAUAACACACUUCAAAUUAUAAGUGAAUAUAAACCAUAUCAAUAAUUAUUCGAUAUACAAGAAGUGAACUAUCAAUUUUUAUAUCCUAUAUACAGUUUAAAAAUGUAAGAUGAUGAAAAUACUAUUAUUGAAUCCUUAAAUUGUAUUUCUUAAGGGAGAUAUUGUACUUAUGAUCCUGAUGGAGAUGAUUAUGGAACAGGAUAAGAUGUUAUUGAAGAAAUAAUAAGAUAACUUUGUUUAUAGAAAUUAAAUAUUGAGGUAUUUUUUAAUUAUUUAGUAAUAAAUUGUAUAUAUUUUAGGAUUUAUUUAAAGAUUAAUGUAAAAUUGCUUAUAUGUAUGAAUAUUGUUUCUCAGAAUUACUUAUUAGAUUAAAUUAUCCAAUAUCUAAAGUAGUUAAUUGUUAUGAUAAUUCUUUCAAAAAAUUAAAAUCUAAAUCAAAAUCUAAUUUAAAUGCUUACAAUAGUUUAUUGGAAGAAUAAUUAGAAAUACUUUCUGAAUUCCCUCAUACCAAUUUUCCACCUGUAAUGUUAAACAAUCAUUUUGUUGUUAAAAAUGUUACAGCUAAAAAUAUAUUUAUCAAUAUUUGUUAAGGUAAUAUUUGAUCUUAUAAGGUUUCUUAAAUCCCCCUGAAAUAUGUAACAAUUAAUCAAAUUAUUCAAACAUUUAGGAUCUCUCUUAAUAAUCUAGUUCCUUCUUAUAAUUACUAAUUAUCCUACUGGGUGUUCUACUUAUAUUUUUAUUAGUAGCAACAUUAGUUUAUAAAAAGAUAGUGAAACGUGCUUAAUAAGAAUAAACAUCAGAAUAAGUACAUGAACUAGUCACUUAAUAUAUAACAUUUGUAGAAACUAAAGCUUCUAAACAGAAAAGUAGUUAAUGA